Dermacentor andersoni is the source of this 1150-nucleotide messenger RNA. Lineage: Eukaryota; Metazoa; Arthropoda; Arachnida; Ixodida; Ixodidae. The record is from RefSeq and is a predicted model, not a curated record.
UCUACGGAUUUUAUCUGCAACCGGAGGUGUUUGAAAGAGCUUAUGUGCACGCCUUUCGAGGAGAAAAUAGCCUGGCGGCUGGUGGCAUGCCGACACCAAGGCAUCGUGUACAUGCAUGACCAUCCUAUACAGGCUGAAGUUCAUAAAUAUCUCAAGGAGAGAGGCAACAAGAAGCUGGAGCGUAGGACGUACUGGGGAGUCAAGUUCCACCGCGGCAUGACCACAACCGACCCAGAGGUUGUUCCCGAUGAAGACGAGCUGGUCAGGGAAGGAGACACAUACAACGCCGUCCUCCGCGGCCAGCUUGGGUCGCACUCGUUGCUGAUGGCCACAGAAGUGAAAGCUGUGGACCCUUCUGUUAAAUGCGAGUCGGGUUCCACGGCUGGCUACGUGGAGUUUAAGACGAAUCGCGUAUUAUCUCCUCCUUGGCAUCGUUCCGACUUCUACAGGCACAAGCUGCUCAGCUGGUGGGCCCAGUCGCGCCUCGCAGGCGUGCCGAGGGCGCUGUGCGGUUUCCGCGAUGACGAAGGCUGGCUGAUGAAUAUCAAGGAAUUCGACGUCAUGACGAUGCCAGACAAGGCCGAGGGGCAGUGGUCAGAAGACGUGUGCAUGCAAUUCUGCGACCGGCUGCUUGCCUUUAUUAAAGAACACGUCGAAGGGGAUGACGGAAGGACUGUCUACUGCUUCGAGUAUGUGCCGUCAUCAUGCGAGGUUACCUGCACGCGCCUGACAGAUCCCGGGAAGCUCUUUGCUUUGCCGGAUUGGUUUCUGGAGGCGUUCGAAGGCUGCUGAAGUGUUCACUCCAGCUCCGAGUCGUCGCACCCGACAUGAUGCAUUUACGACAGUAGCAGCCCUUACGAAACAUUUACACCUCCCGGAGAAAAAACUUUAUUGUGCCCUUAUUGUUCAUAAUAGCUUACUGUAACUUAUGUUGCUCGUAACGAUGGCUUCUUGUGAGUUCUCAAAAAAGUUAGAUAUUUUUCUUUGUAAUUUAUUUUUCUUUAAUAUAUAUAUAUAUUAGCAAUGUUCCGAGGACCUCGGUUUAUUAAUGUGGCAACUCGAUCGCAAACGCCCCGAAAGCAGCCAAUGAUUCUGUUAACUACGGGAUGUGUACGUAUAAUUUCCUGCAUCCUUCUGCCAAGUCCGACUG